This is a messenger RNA of Puccinia triticina, 4578 nucleotides long. RefSeq lists its product as uncharacterized. Lineage: Eukaryota; Fungi; Basidiomycota; Pucciniomycetes; Pucciniales; Pucciniaceae. Gene Ontology annotation, biological process: endosomal vesicle fusion; vesicle-mediated transport; autophagy. The transcript has 21 exons. Bases 1 to 4578 code for a protein of 1525 amino acids. Gene Ontology annotation, cellular component: cytoplasm; fungal-type vacuole membrane. The record is from RefSeq and is a predicted model, not a curated record.
AUGUUCGCUCCCUUCGCCCACGCCCGGCUGCUCCUCGCCAAGUCCUUCGGCAGCCUGCGCGGGACCACCCAGCCGAUCGACGGCCUGUGUCUGCUCACCGAGCCCCGCGCCCUCGCCGUCCUCGCCGCCGGGAACGUCUCCCUCCACGACCCCGCCCAGCUCGCGCUGCUCUCCAGCUGCCAGAAAUGGACCCGGGCCCAGGCCUCCGCCCUCUCGCCCCACGCCGCCGUCCUGCGCCCGGCCGGCAGCCAGCUCGUCCCCCAGCCGCCCGGCCCGCCCCAGCACGCCGCGCCCCCCGUCCUGCUCUCCAUCCUCGCCGUGCCCUGCAGACGCAGACUGGUGCUCUUCCUGUGGCGCGACGGCCAGGAACACAUCGCCACCUUCUUCACCCUCCACGGAAAACUCGCCCGCCCCCACGCCAUCGUCCACGCCGGAACCACGCCGGUCCCCUCUAGCAUCCUCUACCCCGCCCCGCCCGCCGAGUCCCUCGUCAGACCGCCCUACCUGCUCUCGCUCCUCCAAUCCAGCCAGACCUCCACCUCGCUCCUCAUCCACGCCCUGCCCACCCUCUCCCACCUCCAAACCCUCCCGCUCCCCGCCCCCACCCACCCGCUCCCACCUGAAUCGGCAUCCCCAUCCGCCCCCAACACCGCAUCCCCGGGAAAGAAACAGACCCUCGAGCCCCCCUUCAACCCCCGCACCCUCCCUCCCCGCCCCCUAAUCGCCGCCGGUCCCACCCCCGCCGGGCCCAUCUUCAUCGUCGGAUCCCACUGGAACCCAACAGAUAACACCACCCAGUACCAUCUCGAUGCGCUCCUGCUCAAGCCCUGGCCCGGCCAGAUCCAGCAGCUCAUCGAGAUCGGCGAGUACGAGGAAGCGUUGGGGCUGAUGGACUGUCUGGACCAGACCCAUCUACCUGCCAAGGCCGAGCUGAAGAAGAAGCUGGACGGACUACGUGCGGUGGUCGAGUUCGGGCGGCACAAGUACGACGCGGCGGUGGACGAGUUCAUCCGUCUGUCGACCCAUCCGGCCAAAGUCCUGGCCCUGUAUCCGAGGGAGAUCUCCGGCUCGUUGGGGAGGGAUCGGGAAGAGUGGGAGGAGAUGUUUGGCGGACGCAGUGCGGAAAGCGUCCGCUGCUCGCCCCUCGUCAGCUCUCAGCCCCACCCUCCCCAGAUCAGUCGUGCUGGCUCAGACAUCGGCUCCAACCUCCCGCCAACCGGAGACGACGACCGUCGCUCGAUCAUGUCCGGGCCAUCUGCAGCGCCGGCCAAGUCCGCGAAACCUGGCGACCAGAAAACGCUCCCCGACGAGGAUGCCCAGUUCAGAGCCUCCGUCGAGGUCCUGAUCCGGUAUCUGACCGACCGAAGACAACAAGUCAACCGCGCGCUCCUAGCGCUCCCCGAGACGCCAGAGGAGGCCAGCGGGCCGCCCUGGACCCCGGAGCGCAUAGGCGAGCUGGAGGACCGGCCGAUCGCGGAGAUCGGCGCCCGCCAGACGCUCGUCAACGUCGCCAAGGUCAUCGACACCGCCCUCUUCAGGUCCUAUCUCGUGCUUAGACCCACUAUGCUGGGGCCGCUCUGCCGACUGCCCAAUUGGUGCGAGGUCGAGCUCGUCGAGGGGUUGCUGAUGGACGCCAAGCGGUAUCAUGAGCUUCUCGAUCUCUAUCACGGGAAAGGACAGCAUGCCAAAGCGCUCAAGCUGCUGAAAAAGAUGGCGAUGAACGAGGAUGAUGUGGAGACCCAGAUCGAGCCGACGGUCCGGUACCUCCAAAAGCUAGGCUCGGCGCACAUCGAUGUGAUUCUGGAGGGGGCGAAGUGGGUGUUCACGGUAUGCGAAGACAACGAAGGAUCGGAAGGAGACGGAGGAGGGAUGGGGCUGACGAAGGCGGCACUGGAGAUCUUCGUCGCGGACUUGUCGGCCGUAGAUUCGCUCCCGAAGCCGCGCGUCGUCGCGUUCCUCGACCAGCUCCGCUCCAGAACGCCCCUCCGUCUCUACCUCGAGUUCCUCGUCCAGGCCUUGCGCCUCCAGGAGCCCGCCUUCCACGAGAAACUGGUCCAGGUCUAUCUGCUCGAGAUCACUCGGUUGCGCGGGAUGGGCCUUCUGGAGAGUGCACGAGAGAUGUACGCAAAGCUGCUGGCGCAUCUGGAAGAGUCGGACAGCUACUCGGCGAGCUGGGUCUUGGGCCGGCUGCCGGGGGAGGGCAUGUGGGAGGCGCGAGCGGCGGCGCUGGGAAAGAUGGGCUCGGACGAGCCGGCGCUGCGGAUCUAUGUGGACCGGCUGGCGGACCUAUCGAAGGCGGAGCACUACUGUCUGCGGACGUACGAGAAAGCCGGGGGGGCCGCGAGCGACGGCGGGGUGUUCCUGUGUCUCAUCCGCAUCUGUCUCGCCAGCAGUCCUCCCCACCAAGAAGCUCCCACCCAGCAGCAGCCGGCCGAGCCUGGAGCGGCUGAACAGGACGACGACGAGGAGGAGGGGCUGGAGUCCGUCGGCCACCGACUGUCCACCACACAGCUGCUCGAGGCCGGGCUCCGGCUCAUCAACGAGCACGGACACAAGGUCGCGCAGACGGCAGAGAUGCUCGGGCUCGUCCCCCCGCUGGUCUCCCUGGCCACGCUCGACGGCUUCUUCGCCGCCGCGCUCCGCCGCCGCGCCGCCGACUUCCAUCGCCAGACGUUCGCUAAACACGUCCUCCGGGCGCGGCUGGCCACGCUUUCUGUCGCCAGAGACGUGUUUGCGGGACGCAGGGUCAAGGUGGACCUGAAACGCCUAUGUGUCGGAUGCGGCAAGCGGCUAGGCACCAGCGUCAUCGCCGUCCAUCCCCCCUAUGGGGAAGUGACCCAUUACCAGUGCCAGGACCGGUUUAAUUCGCCCCAUUUGCGCCGACUGCCAAUUGGAAGAAGAGAAAGACGGGAUCGUACCGCGACUCUGGGAGUGUACUCAUUACAGGAACCGGACCUCACGAGCUCCCGGAAGAUGGCAGGCUCCGCCGAUGGCGUCGCGAAAGCGGCCGACAAUGGGCGUGCCACGAACGCUCCAGACCGCAGCGACCAAGACGAGCAGGUCCGGGCGGCCACCGUGUUACAGACCCGAUUCAGGAAAUAUCAACGCCAAAGAGAGGACGGCGGGUUGAAUUUGACGGCUUCGACUCGCUGGCAUGAAGCGAUUAAAGAGCAAAACUUCAAAACGGCCCGUCGACAUUCCACCCAAGGCGGCCGAAGCGACUCUCACUCGCGAUGGAAACGCGCGGGGGUUUUUACGUCAGGAUUGGUAGACUCGGGCCCCACGUCUCCCCACCGUGAGGCUGACCCGCUGCUGAAGAGUCCUAGUACGAGACCUAAGAAAACUAUGGAUACUACCUACUGGUUGGAAAUGGUCGACCACAAGCACCGAUAUGGCUCUAAUCUCAAGGCAUAUCACAUCUAUUGGAAUACUCAGUACGAGGGGGACCAAAACUUCUUCUAUUGGUUAGAUCAUGGAGAGGGGCGUGAGUUAGACCUUCAAGAUUCACCGAGGGAGCGACUUGAUUCUGAAAGGAUAACGUACUUGACGGCGGAGCAGCGAAGGAACUACUUGAUCAAAACUGUGGAUGGCAAAUUGGUCUGGGCCAAAGAUUCCAGACCGGUUGACACAGCGCGCGGUAGACACAAAGACUUGGGGAAUGGACACGGAAUCGUUGAUGCAACUCCAGAAGAAUUUGAAGCUGCCAAAGCACGGGGUGAAAUCGCAUCCAGUGAUUCAGAUUCCUCGAUGUCGAGCUCUGCAAGUUCCAUCCUUUCACGAGACGCACAUCAUUACGCACAAGCAACCCCUCAAAAGUCCGGCGUCGUGGCCAAACUCAAGUCGCAUGUCGAUCCCAAAGCAAUCAUGGACAACUUGCUCCGAAAGACUCUCAAUGCCAACACUUGGAUCUUCGUCGCUGAUCAGAGUGGGAACAUGUACGUCGGAAUCAAGCAAACUGGUAAAUUUCAGCAUAGCAGCUUCCUCGCUGGCAGUCAUGUCAUCGCUGCGGGCUUGUUGAAAGUUGAUCAGGGGCAAUUGACUUCGUUGAGCCCUCUCAGCGGACAUUAUCGCGCCGGCUCUGAUCAGUUCAAAACGUUUGUCAAGAUCUUAGAGCAUGAGUGGGGAUGCGACAUGUCGAGGGUUUCGAUUUCGAAAGCCUUGUUUAUGAUCGGAGCGCUGGAAAAAUAUGCGCACUUCAGCAAGAAGAAGGCGGAGAUGAAGGCGAUGAUGAAGAAGCUGUGGAAGAAGCACAAUGAUCAAGAUCCGGAAGCGCUGGCGGCGGAGAAGGAAAAGAAUGAGGACCGGCCGGCUCAAGUAGCAGCAGAGCACGCUUCGCACCAGGAAAACUGGCAAGAAACUGUGCGAGUGAAUCGGCUGGCGAGGGUGGCCGGGGAAGAAGAGCGCGAACGAAUUAAGAAACAACAGGGCGCACUCAAAGAUGGACGGCUGCGGAACUCUGUCGUCUUGCCGAGUCUGCCGCAUGAGGGCAAGAAGAAGGAAGACAUGACGGAUGACGAGCGGGUGGAGCGCGGUGCGGCUCUCGUCGCAAGAGCCAUGGCAAGGCAGAGAAAAUGCUGA